AUGCGGGAAGAGGAACUAGAAGUGGCUCUUAAGGUGGUCAUCGUGGGCAAUGGUGGAGUUGGCAAAUCUAGUAUGAUCCAAAGAUAUUGCAAAGGAACCUUUACCAAGGAUUACAAGAAAACCAUUGGCGUCGACUUCCUUGAACGCCAAAUAGAAGUCGACGGCGAAGAAGUACGCUUGAUGUUAUGGGACACCGCGGGCCAAGAGGAGUUCGAUGCCAUUACGAAAGCGUAUUAUCGGGGCGCGCAAGCGUGCGUACUAGCGUUUUCGACAACGGACAGGGAUUCGUUUGAGGCAGCUCAUUCGUGGAAACUUAAAGUUGAAAACGAAUGCGGUGAAAUCCCCACAGUUAUAGUUCAAAACAAAAUUGAUCUUUCCGACCAAAGUGUCGUAAAUCCGUAA
This is a messenger RNA of Cylas formicarius (sweet potato weevil), 402 nucleotides long. It is a transcript of the gene Rab23, whose product is annotated as ras-related protein Rab-23. The transcript has 4 exons. The record is from RefSeq and is a predicted model, not a curated record. Gene Ontology annotation, molecular function: GTPase activity; GTP binding. The coding region runs from base 1 to 402 and encodes 133 amino acids. NCBI's taxonomy places the organism in Eukaryota, Metazoa, Arthropoda, Insecta, Coleoptera, Brentidae.